Messenger RNA from Ambispora gerdemannii, 300 nucleotides. The record is from the annotation of a GenBank genome assembly. NCBI's taxonomy places the organism in Eukaryota, Fungi, Glomeromycota, Glomeromycetes, Archaeosporales, Ambisporaceae.
AUGUGGCGCUACGCCUCAUUUGGUUCUCAAGAGCCUUGGGAUGAGAGAACUAUAUCAGAGUUCUGUCAAGCAACUUAUAGCAUCAAAUUUCUAUUACUCUCGAAAGUUGAUGUAAAUGGCGAAAACACUCACCCUGUCUAUAAAUUUCUAAAGUCAAAUAACCCAAAUGAUAGUGGUAAUAUCAAGUGGAAUUUUGAGAAAUUUUUGGUGGAUCGUAAUGGAAAUAUUGUCAUGAGAAAAUACACGCAAGAUACGCCGGACAGUUUGGAAAGCCCAAUUAAGAGAUUGUUGGAGGUGUAA